Spea bombifrons (plains spadefoot toad) is the source of this 1423-nucleotide messenger RNA. RefSeq names its product gamma-aminobutyric acid type A receptor subunit delta (gene GABRD). Gene Ontology annotation, cellular component: membrane; neuron projection; synapse. NCBI's taxonomy places the organism in Eukaryota, Metazoa, Chordata, Amphibia, Anura, Pelobatidae. The transcript has 8 exons. Gene Ontology annotation, molecular function: GABA-A receptor activity; extracellular ligand-gated monoatomic ion channel activity; neurotransmitter receptor activity. The record is from RefSeq and is a predicted model, not a curated record. The coding region runs from base 37 to 1275 and encodes 412 amino acids. Gene Ontology annotation, biological process: chemical synaptic transmission; monoatomic ion transmembrane transport; nervous system process.
GGAGACUACAUCGGAUCCAACAUUGAGAUUUCAUGGAUGCCCAACUUGGAUGGAUUAAUGAAAGGAUAUGCAAGGAAUUUUAGGCCUGGAAUUGGAGGUCCCCCUGUGACUGUUGCUGUUGACGUUGAGGUCACCAGUAUUGACCAUAUCUCGGAAGUGAACAUGGAGUACACGAUGACGGUGUACCUGCGGCAGAGCUGGCGGGACGAGAGACUUUCCUAUAACCACACAACGAAAACUCUUGGCUUUGACAGCAGAUUUGUUGAGAAACUCUGGGUCCCGGAUACUUUUAUCGUGAAUGCCAAAUCUGCGUGGUUUCAUGACGUUACCGUGGAAAACAAGCUGAUCAGACUGCAGCCGGAUGGCGUCAUCCUAUAUAGCAGCAGAAUUACUUCCACGCUCUCUUGUGACAUGGACCUGACCAAGUACCCCAUGGACGAGCAGGAGUGCAUGCUAGACCUGGAGAGCUAUGGCUAUUCUGCGGAGGAUAUACUGUACCAAUGGUCAGAAAACCAAGAGCAGAUCCAUGGUUUGGAUAAACUUGAGCUCGCCCAAUUCACCAUCACGAAAUACAGGUUCACAAAACAGCAAAUGAAUUUUAAAUCAGCUGGUCAGUUUCCAAGACUGACCCUUCGCUUCCAGUUGCGAAGAAAUAGAUGGGUUUACAUUAUACAGUCCUAUGUACCAUCCAUCCUGCUGGUGGCCAUGUCUUGGAUUUCGUUCUGGAUCAGCCAGUCAGCAGUUCCUGCAAGAGUUUCACUAGGUAUCACAACUGUACUCACAAUGACGACUCUGAUGGUGAGUGCACGCACAUCUUUGCCUAGAGCAUCUGCCAUCAAAGCCCUAGAUGUCUACUUUCUUAUUUGUUACGUGUUUGUAUUUGCGGCCCUGGUGGAAUAUGCUUUCGCUCACUUUAAUGCUGAUUACGCGAAGAAGCAAAUAAAAACCAAGGCGGAAAAACGAGUCAAAGAGGUGGCUAUGGAGGAUGCCAGAUAUGCCAUUGUGUUGUUGACCCUUUCGGUGCUUGGAAUGAACCCAAAUGCAUUUAUAAGCAAUUUGCCAGACAAAGAUGAAGUAACAAUGAGAAGAUCUGAAGAUGCAACUAAGCAGCACAAAUUCAUGCGUCGUGAUAGCACACGUGAGAAGAAGGGCAGGUUUAACCAUCUACUGAAGCCUAUAGAUGCUGAUACCGUUGAUAAUUAUUCCAGGGCACUUUUCCCUGUAGCCUUCGGUGCAGUUAACAUAAUCUACUGGUUGGGGUAUGCUACAAAGUAGAUCAGACAUACUUAUGAUGUCACCAGAGACCAUAGCAGUAAAACUGAUGCUUUUUUUUUCUUUAAAAAGUGGUUGUCUAUAGUUGGUUAUCCCAAAUAAACAACAGAACCAGCACCUGAUGUGAUAUAUGAUAAAUAAUAAAGGAUAU